AUGGAAAAACCAUUUCUACAAAUGAAGAGAAAACAUAAGAAGGGUAAAUAUCUAUCACCAUCUCAAACUAAACUUAAUUUCAAACUGGUGGCAGUGAAAACAACAGCAAACGCUCGUGCAACCAAAAAGCUUGAUUGCAGUAGUAAGGAGUUCAAAACAUUUGAGCGGAAGGUGAGUUCUGACAUCUGCAAGAAAAAUAAGAGCUUCAAGACCACAAAGAAAGAAGUAAAGAAAAUGUGGAAAGGCUUGACCAAUAAAGAACGGCAAAAUUACUCAUCCACUAGUCCAAACAAGGCUGAUCAUAGAAAUUGUAAGAACGAAAAAUUGGCAGUUACAAGACGGCAUUGUAUUUGAAGACAACAUAGGGUAAUUCCAUGGUAGUGAUGACAUUUUUUGAAGAAAAAAAGUUCUUAAUAAUUUUAAAAUAAAGCUUUAUUUUGAUAGUAUACAUAUUCAGGGGUAAUAUGAAAGUAAAUUUGACAAAAUAUUGCAGCUAGAUUACAGUUAUAUGCAAUGUUCAUAUGUGUGUUACUUAAAUGUUGCAAUGACAUCGCUAAUUAGGGUAAGUUAACUUCUAAUCUUUGAAGGUAAGCUUAACAUAUUUUUACUACAAAUCAGUGGCAAACAACCACCACAGUCAUUAACUAUUCCAUUAAAAAAAACAUAUUCUCUAAAUAUUUUUCUAUUGCAUAGUCUGGUUCUUUAAAUUUGAGGUCAUAUGGCAUGUAACGUGAGUCACAAAAACACCAAUUUUUUAAUUUUGCGAACAAAACAUGGCGAGUUAACAGCUCUUGUUCAUUAUUUUCGUUCUUCUAGUGAUAGCUUAACUAUAAAUAUCAAUUUUAUGCAUGUUAGCUUAAUCGAUGCUCUAUGAGAGCAUUCCAAAUAUUGGUAACGUGAGUCACAUGUACAUUGAUUACACAAUGUAACGUGAGUCACAAAUUUAGAAAAGUAGACUUAGGCAGUAAUGAAAAGUAGAAAGUGCUUACAUGAAGUAGUUCCUAAUCUAGUGAUAAGUCAGACAGUUUGUGGGCGCUUAUAUUGUAUCCAUGUUGUUUUCUGGUGGCUUUAAAUGGUGGAAAGGUGAAAAAAAAGAAGAUUAAUCCAUUGCAAUCCGACAUAAAUAUUGCUCUUUCACGAGUUAUUACCGUUGAUUUUAAGGUUAGAUAUUUAUAUUGUUAAAUUACAUUGUUCGUUCUUAAGGCUGUGAUAAAUUAUUUUGAAAAUAUAUGGUUUAAAAGUUCGCUUCAAUUUAUGAUUCGAUUUGCUUUGUCAUAGUUUUUGUACAAACAAAAUGGCGCUUACUGCGGCUGAGAGGCAAAGGAGAAGACGUGAAAAAUUGAAACAACAAGGAAAGUAUGAGGAAUAAAAAAGUCAUCAUCGUGAAAUUGCCCAGAAAAGCCGUGAUAAAAAGAAAGAUCUGUUGGAGAAUUUAUCUCAACAAAGGAGAGAAAUCUUUCAAAGAGAGCAGAGAGAAGCUACCAGGAAACGUGUGGCCAAAUGCAGGGCAUUAAAAAAAAGGAAAAAGAAAGUGUUGUGACGCAACCAUUCGUAAGUGCGGUCGCUUUCUCUAGAGCAACAGCUAGAGCUAAAAGAGCACUCAAGAAUGCCCUACCAAAGUCCCCAAGAAGACGAAAAGCAGUCCACUGAAAACUAUAUGAACGUGAAUUAGAUGGCAGUAGUAUAUCAUCCUCAACCGACUCACCAAAAAGAUCCGAUGCUUUGAGCGAUGAACUAGUUGAACUAGUAAAAACUUUCUACCAAAGAGAUGACAUUAGCCGACAGGCACCUGGUAGAAAAGAUGUAAUUAAUGUCCAAGACAAGAAUGGGCAAAAGGUUUCUUAUCAAACUCGUCAUCUCACCUCCUCGGUCAUGGAGACUUAUGCUCUUUUCUGCAAAGAGUAUCCCAACAAAAUUGGAAAAAGUAAAUUUGCCGAACUUAGACCAAAACAUGUUUUACUGAGUAGCAAACUACCCCACAAUGUAUGCUUGUGUAAAUACCAUGAGAACUUUAUAAAUGCUGUAAAUAUAUUACAUCAAGUCUCACCAAGUGUACCACUUUACACAAACGAGUUCCCACAAUCGUGCCUCUGCAACCCUGUGAAGAGAGAGUGCUGGAUGAACCAAUGUGAACAGUGCAAAGAUGGUAAGGGUUUUCGUAAUUCUUAUCCACUAGAAGAAAAUGGUGACAUCAAGUGGUAUGUCUGGAAGACAGACAGUAGUAAUAAACUUGUGAAAAAUGUAGAGGAGGGCACCGCCGAGGAGCUGUAUACCCAUAUAUGCUCAAUUAUCCCCCAGUUCAUGGCACACUGCUUCACAAAAAGAAUGCAGGCAGAAGCCUAUAACAAAGAGCAAAAGGAUGCAGAAGCAGAUUCAGAAUCGCUUUCGAAUGCUGCUUUUCUUCAAGUGGACUUCUCUGAGAAUUACACUUGUGUUUCCCAAGAUGAAAUUCAGAGUGCCCAUUGGAAGCAAAGUCAAGUUAGUUUGUUUACUGCUGCGUUAUGGUAUUCUGGUAUCCUACACCCCAUUGUCAUAGCAUCGGACAAUCUGAAUCACUCCAAGGAUACAAUAGUGGCAUACAUUGAUUAUCUGCUAUCUAUUCUACCAUCCAACACCCAAAACAUUUCCAUCUGGUCCGAUGGCCCAUCGUCCCAGUUCAAGAACCGGUUUAUAGUAGCUGCACUAAAGUCCCUCCAAGAUAAGCACAAGAUCCAGAUUACAUGGAACUAUUUUGCAACUUCACAUGGGAAGGGACCAGUCGAUGGCAUUGGUGGGGCAGUCAAGCGUCAGGUGUGGAUGACUGUGAAGACGAGAAAACACAUUGUCUGUGAUGCUAAGAGCUUUGUCGUUGCAGCCGAAGAUGCCUCCAAUGUGAAGGUUGUUGAGAUGGCUACAUCAGAGAUCGAGGAAAGAAACACAUCUCUGAAUACUAAAGAAGUGUUUGAAGAUGCAAGCCCAAUCCCAGGCAUUGCUAAUUUUUGUUUGUUUUUCUUUUGGAAUUGGAUCAAAAAGGUGGUUGCAGGUAUUCAGAUCCUGGAAUGCUGUGGAAUGGCCCUGCUGACCUGUUGGGACAUUUUAUUGGGUGAACAUCAAAUGAUGUGUGGAGUGAAAUGAAAUUUCGAUUAAAUGUGACUGAUGGAAUUGGAAUGGUAUAGAUAAUGAUUAUGUGUGUGAUAUAUAUUGGAAUGGUAUAGAUAAUGAUUAUGUGUAUGAAUGAUAGUGAAUUAUGUUAUGAUGAUGCAUGGACUGUGAUGUUGGUGAAGCUUGAUUUAUAACAUAGAUAUAAAGUCAUGAUACUGGUGAUAUAUGAGUUGUAAAAUGAUAUGAAAUAUAAGUGAUACACAAGUCUGAACAUUCAAGCUAAAAUGAGACAUGAAUAGUAAAACUGUGACGUGUAUGACUCGAUUGAUUGUUUUUGUGAAAAUCGUGCAGGCAUAACCCGGGUGCGUUUAUAAUGUGAGAUGUAUUGUGAUGAUGCCAAGACCUGGGUGAAUGCCAAUGUAUCGCCACCCAGGUCAAGUCCCAUGUGUUUUGUGUUCAAAACUAAGGUUAUGUUCUCAUCAGGCUCCAAGCAUAACCGGGAAAGCACGUUUCGACCCCGCUAGCUGGUCUUGGAACUACGUGCCCGCAUAUAAAUAUUCAUUUCUGUUCCCGUUUAUAUAAAUUAUACAUGUAUGACAUGUGCUUGCGCGAAAAAAUCUGUUGAUUAUUUCGCCUAGGAACAGUGUGAAAAUUGGUUGAAUUUGGUAUGUAUUCUUUGUAAUGGGUGAAAAUGAUAAGAAUGUCAUGCGUAAUGUGGUAAUUUACGGUUACGGAAUGUAAAAAAUGAAAUUUACUUACUGAUAGAUGUCGUAGAGCGUACUUUGCGUGUAGGCAAGGCGAAAAGAAUUUUUAAUGGGCGAGGGGUUCUAGAAUUACGUCGGGGGGGGAAUACUGAGAUGUGAGGGGUUGGGAUGGGAUAAGGGUGACUUAGUUGGGGGGGGGGUUAGUUGAUGGGGUGUACAUGGGUUUGGAAUGUGGUUUGGGGUUAAAAUUCCGGUGGGGAUUGGGUUAGGUCUGGAUUGCUGCUCAGGAAAGUGGAUUGAGUUAGUUUUUAACAGUGUUGUAGGUUUGGGAAGUUCAGAGUGGGUUAGGUGUGUAAAUGUUGUAGGAAUGUGUCCCUGAUGAAAGUGGAAACAUCGGAUGAAAAUGUUAUUGAGAGGUUGGAGUGGAUAGCGAGGGAUAUAUUGAUGUUAUGAUAGCUUUGUAAUGGCAGAGUUUGUGGCAGAAGUUUUUUGCCACAACAUUUUUCGUUCUUUGAAAGGUGAAUGGUAGUUCGAAAUGGAAGUGACGGUGGUGUGUGAUAUAUAUUGUGAAUGCUCCGUGGCGCACUGUGUGGCAAAAGGCUUUCUGCCAUGAAAUUUGUAAUUAAAGUUUGUGGAUGGUGAGUGGUGAUUAAAACAGUUACUUUUGAAAAUUGUAUUGAUGGCUUUGUGGCCGAGUUUGCGACAAAGAUUUUUUGCCUUUUAUUUCUCGUUCUUUGAAAGUGAAUGGUGAGAUAUUCUUACGAUGUUGGGAUGGUUGGUCAGGGAUAUUUCAGGUGGGUUUUUGGUCUGGGUUUGGGGUGGAUAUGUAUAUAAAGAUAUAUAAAUAUAUAUAAAAAGGAUAUACAGAAAGUAUAUAAAAGAUAUACAAAAAGGAUAUACAGGAAGUAUACAAGAUAUAUAAAAAUUAUAUAACCAAAUUAUAUACAACUGUAUAAUAGGUGAUGCUGUGGUGUCAAUUAAAUAAAUCGGUCUGUGGUUGUAUAUUUUUAUUUGUUAAUUGUGUGUUGAUUAAAUUAAACUGUGUGAAGUGGUUGGAUUAUAGUAUGUACAGAUUUGAUUGUUUGAUUUGAUUGGUGGAAAACAUUUUUUGUUCUAAUAUUAUUUACAUUGGUUGCCUGAUUCGUGGAAUGUUCUGAUCGAUUAAGUGAUUGAUUGUAUGCCGACUAUAUCCUACACAUGCUUGGAUUUGGGUUAUGGAUUUCCCUGUGGAUUUGCCAAUUUGGUGUCUUUCAUGGGAGGCCUUCCCUAGUUCAUCGUGGUAGAAUCUACUGGUAAUCAAUAUACAGGAAAUUGUCUUGUCCUGUUCAUUUCAACUGUAUGCUGUAGAUGUGAUUUGAGUUGAUUUCCCAGUCUUGGAUAAGUUGGAGGUGGGGAUCUCGGUUUAUUGUGUAGAUAUCCAUAUUGUUGAUCCUUGUUUGUUUGAUACAUCCAUUGGUGGGUAUCUUUAGGGGGUUUGGGGUUGUUGGGGGGGUGGUGGUUGGGGGGAGGGGUUGUGUCUAUUUUGGCAUGUGAUGUUGGUGAGACAAUGUGGGUGAUUGGGUGAAUUUGGUGCGGACGAAGUGUUCUUUGAGAUUUUUGUGACGUUGAUAGGCUAUGACUGGUUGUUCUGGCCAUACCCGUGAUAAAACAGGAUCGUUUUCAAUAUAAUGCCAGUGUUGUGUGAGAAUGUGUGAGAGUGGUGCGAGAUCUGGAUUGUAUGGAAUGACGAAUGGUAAUGUUCGUGUCUUGUUUUUGGGUGUGGUGUUUAUGAGUAAUUGUGACUGGGUGUACGAUGAGGCUUUGUUGAUGUGA
Paramuricea clavata is the source of this 5597-nucleotide messenger RNA. The record is from the annotation of a GenBank genome assembly. Lineage: Eukaryota; Metazoa; Cnidaria; Anthozoa; Malacalcyonacea; Plexauridae.